Messenger RNA from Gadus morhua (Atlantic cod), 2961 nucleotides. RefSeq names its product zinc finger protein 775. The transcript is spliced from 4 exons. Gene Ontology annotation, molecular function: DNA-binding transcription factor activity, RNA polymerase II-specific; RNA polymerase II cis-regulatory region sequence-specific DNA binding. Gene Ontology annotation, cellular component: nucleus. The coding region runs from base 250 to 2451 and encodes 733 amino acids. The record is from RefSeq and is a predicted model, not a curated record. Gene Ontology annotation, biological process: regulation of transcription by RNA polymerase II. NCBI's taxonomy places the organism in Eukaryota, Metazoa, Chordata, Actinopteri, Gadiformes, Gadidae.
UUAAGGUAAUUACGUCAUAUCCGUAGAACGGGAGGACCUCCUCGCUUGUUCAGCCAUGAUUCAGUGUGUGUGUGUGUAUGUUAGCGUGUAGCCUCUUAUAAGCUACGACAAACGCGAUAGUAUCAGGUUGUGUACCUUCUAUUUGUAAAUGGGCUACCUUACUUUGGUCAGAACAAGAAGCUGGACGCCUUUGCAAGGUAGCCUAGAGCGGUGAAGUGGACAUCUCGGCAUAUCCUUUAUACGUAUACUAUGUUGAGUGUCGUUAACAUACGAGCUCAGAUUUCCUCUGUUAUCGAUGCACUGUCCAAAGCUGCUGUUGCAGAAAUUGCCAAAGUUGUCGAAGAUGGCAUGGUGGUGUGGCGUUUGGAAAUAUGCCAACGCGACAAUGAGAUCCUAAAGCUGAAAGACAACAUCGCCGUUCUCAACAAUGAGCUGAAAGCAGCGACUGGGGGUCAAGAUCGAGGGAUGAUCGUUCUUACUGAGGAUGAACGACCAGGGAGUGAUGUCGCCAAUGAUGCCUGCAAUGAAAAUGUGCUUGACAAGGACCCAAGCAAAGGGUCCACACCUGAGGUACAAGUCAAGAGGGAGCCUGGAGAGAAGACCGUCACCGACGCUAGAGAGGCCCUGGCCCAGCAGGGAACAGAACAGACCCGCUUUGAAAGGGAAUCUGGAACGUGGAGAGCAAACUCCAUGUACAACGCAGCUGGACUCGGUACUUCUGACUAUCUGGGUUUGGCAGAGGGCCUCCCGCCUGGUCCAUCGGCUCCCACAGGAGUCGGCAGCUCGUCUGGCGUUGUUGUCGGCUCAGGGGCUGUACAGCAAAACUCUGCUGCCCGUGAGCAGCUUGCUUUCAGCUAUUAUCGUAACAAUUACAACCCGGUCCGGUGGAGGAACAUUAAGAGCUUAAUGUUUAAGAGGGGCUUCGCCUGUCUCUACUGUGGCAAGAACUUCAGCCGGAGGGCCCACCUCGAAAGGCACAAACUGAUCCACACUGGCGAGAAACCGUACGUCUGUGAGCUGUGCGGUCGGCGAUUCAACCAGAAGAGCAGCGUCAAGGAACAUAUGAAGAUACACCAAAAGGGUCUUCAGCUCAAACCAGAAAUACAAGGCACAGCUGAACAUCGGCAAGAUCCUGAAGAGAAAUUUAGUGCAGACACCCCCCAUGCUGAAAUUGGGGGCCAGUCUACAGUUAAAGAUGAGCUGCUGCAUGAAGAAGCCCAUCCCACCACAGGUUUUCCAGUGAAGUCAGGACCUGAGGUGAAAGUGGCAGCCCAACCCCUGAACCCAUGUCCGGGGGGAAGUCAUCCAGCCAGGGAGGCCAGCGGGAGCCCGGCGGAAGACGUCAAGGUCUUCGAUAGAGACAGAGAGUUGUGGCUGCCGGGGCCUCAUGUGAAAAAGAACCCAGGCACAAGCAACGGCGUCAUGGGGAGGAGCAUGCCCUCUGGGUCGGGACACGGCUCCUUACAUCCUACUACCCCACGGGAACAUUUACGGCCCUUUAACAUGUCGGUGAAACCGUACCGAAGUCCGAGUGACAACGCCACUUCGCUGACGCGAUAUUCGUCGCCGGGGUCGUUCGGUGAGACGGGGAUGUCGGCAAACUUCAACUGCAUGCCGUGGCAGCCGCACUGGGCACGGAGGAACCCCUCCUUUGAGCCGGCCAAGCCCAAGAAGUGCUUUGUCUGCCCGUUCUGCUGCAAGGUCUUUGAGCGCAGCGGACACCUCGAGAGGCACGUGAGGAUCCACACGGGCGAGAAGCCGUAUGGCUGCCAAAUUUGCGGGAGGUUCUUCAAUCAGAAGGGCAGUCUGAAGAUCCACUUGAAGACCCACAGAACUGAACAGAGCAUAGAAAUGUUGGAGGCGCUGCAACAGGAAGGCAACCCCCAACCCCAGAUGAUCGCCGGUACGUCCAUGUCCGGACCGCCCGCCUUGGGGGGCCGCAUCCCCGACUCGCCGUACGACGCCGGCCGCGGCGAGCCCCCGGUCACCGUGAAGCUGGAGCCCGAGACGGACUACGUCCUACCGCCGGGAAACGCCCAGGGCAUAGCAGACGACGCCAACUUCCUGUGGACCUCGAUCAUCGAGGACGGCGGCCAUAGCCUCUCGCCGCUGGCGUCGACGUACAGCGCGCACGCGGCGAGCGUGGUGUCGAACAUGGUGAAGGACUGGUUGGGCCCCGGCAGCGAGCCCGGGGCCCACGGGUCCCAGGACAAAGAGGUGCCCUCGGUGAAGGGCAAAGAGGAUAUGGAGAUGAUGCUGCAGGAGCCGUAUACGGGCAUGGACCCUUCCCAGGAGGGCGCGUCGCCGUUCGAGGUCCCCGACCUGAACGCCCUGGACGAGGGCUGUGGCGGCGACGGGGACAAGCAGAACGGGUUCAUCUGCUUGACCUGCGGGACGAGCUAUGAAUGCUGGAGUAACUUUGAGAGCCACCAGUGCAAAGAUCCCAGUUAGUAGAUUGAUUUGGCAAAUCCUGUUUUUCUAUUUAAAAAUGACAUUAGUUGCGUAGUUUGCAACGAUGAUUUGUUUUUUUAAUAUUGCAUAUUCAAUACUUUAUAGUGCUGUCGACAUGUGCAAUUUCAAUUUGAGUCGUUAAGGUGGUCCUUCCUUUUCUUUUGGGGAGAAUUCUGACACAGGCCCCUUAGAAGUCAUGGGAACCGGGGCCUUGUUCAAUGUCACAUUACAUACGUUUGUGCGUAUGUAAAUACUGCCUAGGUGUUGUGCAUGAAAUUGUUACAAAAGAAGGAAAUACAGUCCUUUCCGAGUGGUGUCCUAUGUUGCACAGUUUCUCUGUUGAUCUGCAGCUGUCAUACGGUAGCCCAGACAAAUUAAAGUGAAUUUGAAGAUGAUUGUGUUGAAACAUAACCUGGGUUGUCUGUUAAGCUCUUUGAAGUUUUGACCUUUUUUCUGAAAGCUCAAUUUUAAAUUCAAAUAUUUAAGAUUAAAAAAGGAAAUGAUAAAUUA